Messenger RNA from Trichoderma atroviride IMI 206040, 701 nucleotides. RefSeq lists its product as uncharacterized. Gene Ontology annotation, biological process: regulation of transcription by RNA polymerase II. Gene Ontology annotation, molecular function: zinc ion binding; DNA-binding transcription activator activity, RNA polymerase II-specific. NCBI's taxonomy places the organism in Eukaryota, Fungi, Ascomycota, Sordariomycetes, Hypocreales, Hypocreaceae. The record is from RefSeq and is a predicted model, not a curated record.
GACUCCUUUUGCGAUAAACUUACCACUUAUUUUCCUAUCCACCAAGGUGUUCAUGCUGUGGUACGAACAGCGUGGCCAGCUGUCAGGGAGAUAAUUCAUGAGAUUAUCGGGCAGCGACGGAUUGAAGACACAGCCGACUUUGAUCAUGAGCGACCUGAAACGUGUGGACAUUUGAAUACCCUGAUUCACGAUAGCGACCUUCAAGAGAUAGACAAAGAGGCAUGCUCCCAAGCAGUUAUAGCUCUGCAGAACAUUUUCGAUAUAUGUGAAGUGGAUUCAGGGGUCCACAUUCAAAUUCCUUUUACAAUAUCAUGGACAAUGCUAGUGUCCGCCCGAUUUGGUGAUAUGGUUAGGAGCCGGAUCCCAGAGGCACUCGUUAUACUGUCUUUCUAUGCUGUGCUGUUGCAUCGCCACCGUUCGUUUUGGGUGUUUGGCGACUCGGGACGGUUUUUGAUCCAGUCAAUCUCGACAUAUUUAGGGACAAAAUGGGAACAAUGGCUUCUGUGGCCAAAUAGCCAACUGGCAGCAACAUGACUUGGAAUAUUACAGGGAGUGUAAUCUUGGGUACCUCUUCCGUGUUGAAGCCAGGAUAUAAAGGUAGUGGUAAAUGGAAUUAGAGUAGGCCAAGACUUAAAGCUUAUAUAGUACUACCUACUAGGGGGGCGUUAAACAAUGAUCAUAUAGAAUAGAAGUUGGAUUGA